This is a messenger RNA of Nannochloropsis gaditana CCMP526, 289 nucleotides long. RefSeq lists its product as uncharacterized. The transcript has a single exon. The annotation marks the transcript as partial. The record is from RefSeq and is a predicted model, not a curated record.
CGACGGGGUGCCCGGCCUCCCUUCCCAUCUCAUCAUCUCAACCAACGUUUUUCCAAGACCCGUACCCGCGCUUCAAAGCUGCUGCUAACAAUGGGCCUGUCCAUCUCACAGAACGGGUUCAUCAACAAUUUGACGUACAAUUCGUACACGUCCUUGAAAAAGCCGACGAGAGACUCCUCCCCCCGGUUUCCGUCGUGGAGGAGGAGGAAGGCCGUGCCCCCCGCUGUGAGGAAGGCGUGGACGAUGUGCCCGUUGAAACGGUCGAUGGCCCGCAGAUUCAUGUACGGAG